UCCCUCCCACUAGAGGCUUACAACAGCGAAACCGGAGUGAAAUUUACGCAGCUCUUCGCAUCAACAUGAACAAAUCAUUAUUUUUUCUUCUCAAAUAACUUCAGAAGAUUUCAUUUGUGAGAAGACCAUGAGUGAAGAGGAAGAGGUGCCCUUGAUGAAGAGCGAAAGGGCUGGCAGUCAGAAGUCCAGCUAUGACUCUGCGCUUCAGGUGCACCUGUACUACAGCCCCAGCUUAAAUUCAGAGACCACCCUCACCAUCCCCACCGGACACAUCACAGCGGAGAGCGUGUGUGCGCUUGCUGCUAAAGCCAGCGGAAUUCGCCCUGUGUUCCACAACCUGUUUGCUUUGGGAUCAGAGGACCUGUCAUACUGGUAUCCACCAACUCAUGUGUUUAAGAGCGAAGAGAACGUCAAAGUUCACUACAGAGUGAGGUUUUUCUUCUUAAGCUGGUUUGGUCAUGGGUCCAAAGCAUCAUACCGCUUUAGCCUCAGGAGAGGACGAAUCUGUGCUGUACUGGACUACUGCGUCAUUGACUAUCUUUUUGCUCAGUCCCGCAGUGAUUUUGUGUCUGGACGUGGCGGGAUUUCACCUGCUUUGAGUUUGCAGCAGGAAUGUUUGGGAAUGGCAGUGCUGGAUCUGUGGCGUAUGGCUAAAGAGAGAAACCAGAGCCUUGGUGAGAUCUGCAAUACAACAAGCUACAAGUCCUGCCUCCCAGAGACCCACAGACAAGAUAUACAAAGUAAGAGCCGCCUGGCGCGAUAUCAAAUCCGAAAAACGAUGAAGCGUUUCCUAAAGAAGCUUGGCAAAUGCCCGGCUGGUGAACGCAACCUUAAGCUGAAGUACCUGAUGGAGCUGAGUGGGUUGGAGCCGAAUUAUGGCUCAGAAAGCUUCACUUUGCAUCACUCUGGAUGGUUGGAGCAGAGCGAGCAGCAUAGGGUCAAAUCCGUGCGAGUGUCUGGAGAAGGAGGGAUUCAGAUACAGACCAAAGAGAGCCAGGAAUGGCAGACGUUUUGUGACUUCCCCCAGAUCACCGACAUCAGUAUUAAGCGUCUUUCUCAAGAUCAGAUGCCCCUGGAAGGAAGGGUGGUCACUCUUACACGCCAGGACGACCAUUGCAUGGAGGCUGAGUUCCACACCCUAACUGAGGCUCUGUCCUUUGUAUCUCUGGUUGAUGGAUAUUUUAGGUUGACUACAGAUUCGACUCACUAUUUCUGUGCAGAAGUGGCCCCGCCGAGCUUGCUGGAGGACAUUCAUAAUUACUGCCACGGCCCGAUCACGUCCGAGUUUGCGGUGCACAAACUUAAGAAAGCUGGAGCCAAAAAUGGGAUGUUCCUGUUACGUCACAGUCCCAAGGACUUUGACAAGUACUUCCUCACUGUUUGCAUACAGACUCCAUUAGGGAUGGACUACAAGGACUGUCUAAUAGAAAAAAAUGAGAAGUUUAUUCUGGCCGGGAUCCACAACUCAUUCUGUAGUCUAAAACAGCUCACAGACUUCUAUCAGCACAGCACGCUUCUCAUGUCAGACAUCCCCGUCACGCUGGACAAGUGCUGCCCACCCAGACCAAAAGAACUUACCAACAUGAUCAUCCUUCGUAACAGCAGUAUGACUGAGAUGCCCAGUUCCCCCAUGUUACAGAGACACAAACCAAGCCACAUGCAGUUCCACAUGAUUAAACAUGAGGACCUCAUCUGGAGCGAAAGCUUAGGUCAAGGUUCCUUCACGCAUAUCUUUAGAGGCAGUAAGACAGACCAGCGGGAUGGAGUGACACACUCCACAGAGGUUCUUCUGAAGGUCCUGGAUGCAAAUCAUAAAAACUGCUGGGAGUCGUUUUUUGAGGCGGCCAGUUUGAUGAGUCAAAUUUCCCACAAGCACCUUCUCCUGGUAUAUGGCAUCAGUGUGCACAAAUCAAAAAACAUCAUGGUGCAGGAGUUUGUGAAGCAUGGUGCACUGGACCUGUAUCUAAAGAGGAGCACAUCUGUGUCAGUCAGUUGGAAAUUAGACGUGGCCAAACAACUAGCCUGUGCUCUCAACUUCCUGGAGGAGAAGAAUAUUGCACAUGGGAAUAUUUGUGCAAAGAAUCUGCUGUUGGCCAGAGAGGGAGACCUUUCCGCCGAUAACUCGCCCUUCAUUAAACUUAGUGACCCUGGUAUCAGCAUGGCCUUGCUGGGCAAAGACGUGGUGUUAGACAGAAUCCCAUGGGUGGCCCCCGAGGUUCUGGAUACACUUGAGAUUGAACUGGAGUGUGACAAGUGGAGUUUUGGGACAACGCUGUGGGAGAUUUUCAAUAAUGGAGAAGCUCCGUUGCAGGGCCUGGACCCCAUACAAAAGCAGCAGUUUUAUGAGGGCUUCUCAAACCUGCCUGCUCUGGAGUGGGCUGAGCUGGCCGACCUGAUCUCUCAGUGCAUGCAGUACCAGCCUGAGCUCAGACCGUCCUGCAGAAGCAUUAUCCGCCAACUUAACAGCCUCAUCACUUCAGAUUAUGAGAUCCUUCACGCGACUGGCACACUUCCCAAGAGCGAUGGCUUCUGGAGAAGACCGAACAUCUUCAAAAAGCAACAACAGGAUGUUUUUGAGGAGCGAUACCUGCGAUUCAUCUCUAUCCUGGGAAAGGGUAACUUUGGCAGUGUCGAGCUUUGUCGUUACGAUCCGUGGGGUGAUAACACUGGAGAUCUGGUAGCUGUCAAGGAACUUCAGUCAGACAAACAGGCCACCAUGGCAGACUUCCAGAGAGAGAUCCAGACCAUCAGCUCACUGCACUGUGACUAUAUUGUCAAAUACAAGGGCAUCUGCUACAGCGCAGGCCGGCUCAGCACAAAACUGGUGAUGGAAUAUCUUCCUUUCGGCAGUCUGAUUGGAUAUAUGGAGAAGCACAGACAGAACGUGUGCACCCGAAGACUGCUGCUCUUUGCCUCGCAGAUCUGUAAGGGGAUGGAGUACUUGCAAAGCAUGCGUUAUGUUCACCGUGAUCUAGCUGCUCGCAAUAUCCUAGUCGCCAGUGACACUCUGGUGAAAAUUGCCGACUUUGGGCUCACGAAGAUCAUCCCAGUGGAUAAAGAGUACUACCGUGUCACGCAGCCAGGAGAAAGCCCUAUUUUCUGGUAUGCACCCGAAUCCAUUUCAGAAUUGAAAUUUUCCCACAAGUCGGACGUAUGGAGUUUCGGCAUUGUUCUACAUGAGCUCUUCUCUUACUGCGACAUCAGUCGAAACCCCAAAAGACUGUGUAUGCAGAAGAUAGGAAGUUAUGUCCAGAGUCCGUCCAUGGCUAUCCAUCUUCUUAAUCUUCUCAAGGAUAAUUGGAGGCUACCAAUGCCAUCUCAGUGUCCACCAAAGGUGCACAGUAUUAUGAUGCAGUGUUGGGAGUUCAACAGCGAGGACAGACCAAGCUUCUCCUCUCUACAGGACAUGUUUGAAAAUAGCCUGUUAGAUGAGAGAGAGAGCUGUAAAGGGUAAAAUUAUAGUUACCCUGAACAGAUCACUCCAUUUUCAACAUAUAUGUAUAUUUGAUAUAUAAGUGAGUUGAUUUUAGGACAUAUUCUUACAGUAGCUUUUUAAGUGUUUUGUUUCCUUUCAAAACAUAGUUACAGUAGAUCAGCUUGCAUAUUCGCAGUUAAGUUACAUUUACAAGAACUAGCAUUACCUGUUUAAUUGUAUUCCUUAAGAAAAUGCAUAGGACUGAUUGACUCUCAAAUAUAAAGUAAAAAUCAAGGCAAUAGCUAGGAAUACUGGGCCCUGUGCACUGAAUUUGCUAUGGAGCCCCCUCAAAAUCACGUUCGGUGGGGGUGGGGGGGGUUACAUGUGAUCGUAAAAUGUAAAUUAACAUUCAGGGGUGGGGGAUGGACUGGGCUUGAUGUUGUAGUGAGGGGCUGCGUUGGUGAUUUUAAACUAAAUCCUAAUAUUAAACAGCCAAAACACUUGUAAACGAACAUACAAAAUACAAAGAAAACAACAUGUGGAAGAAAACUGAAUGUAUAUUUGUGCUUUUGUGAUUUUAGCCCAAUAAUAUUUGUUUUUCUUUAAUAUUUGUAUUAUUUUAAGGCAAUUUUACUGUAAAUUAACCUCUAACGUAUUUUCCAUUUAUAUUCUGCAAUAUCAGGGUGUAACUUAAAUACUUAUAAUACAUUGAAAUACUUAAUAACCCGUUUGAAGCAGAGUGAGAACUUAAGACAUAUAGCACGUUACUUGUACCAGGUUUUUCAAUGAUAUCUUUUCAGACAUUAUAAAAGACGGCAUUUAAUAAAAGUGUAAAUUUAAAUGUUGA
Molecule: messenger RNA, 4262 nt
Organism: Carassius auratus (goldfish)
Lineage: Eukaryota; Metazoa; Chordata; Actinopteri; Cypriniformes; Cyprinidae
Product: tyrosine-protein kinase JAK2-like
Exons: 24
Coding region: 128-3454 (1108 amino acids)
Biological process (GO): intracellular signal transduction; cell differentiation; protein phosphorylation
Cellular component (GO): cytosol; membrane; cytoskeleton
Molecular function (GO): ATP binding; growth hormone receptor binding; non-membrane spanning protein tyrosine kinase activity
Source: RefSeq, a predicted model, not a curated record